GCGGGACUUUCGACGCCAGUUUCCUGUGUACAACGAAACGCGGGAGAUUCAGGAGACGUAGAUCAACAUUGAGUAGUCUUCAGGCAGAGUUUUUGUCAAAAUGCCUUGUGAAAGGAAGCCUAUGCGUUACGGGCAUUCAGAGGGACACACAGAAGUCUGCUUCGAUGACACUGGGACGUUCAUUGUGACCUGUGGACACGAUGGUGAUGUUCGGAUAUGGGAGAAUCUAGAUGAUGACGAUCCAAGGUUCAUCACUGUUGGCGAAAAAGCUUAUUCAUUGGCACUCAAGAAUGGCAAGCUCGUGACAGCAAGUUCCAAUAACACCGUGCAGAUUCACACGUUUCCUGAUGGUGAUCCGGACGGCAUCCUUACUCGGUUCACUACCAACGCCACACACGUCACGUUCAACUCCAGUGGAUCCAAAGUUGCUGUCGGCUCCAGUGACUUUUUGGUUAAAGUGGUGGAAGUAUCAGACAGCAGCCAGCAGAAAACCCUCCGGGGCCAUGAAGCACCUGUCCUCAGUGUCACCUUUGACCCUAAAGAUGAGUUUCUGGCGUCUGCCAGCUGCGAUGGCUCAGUCAUUGUGUGGAAUAUUGAGGAGCAGGCACAGGUGAUCAGCUGGCCUCUGCUGAAGAAAACUAAUGACGUCAGCAAUGCAAAAUCAUUAUGUCGCCUGGCCUGGCAACCUCACACAGCAAAGUUUUUGGCAGUUCCCGUGGAGACCAAAGUUCACCUGUAUGAGAGAGGGUCCUGGAAUCAUGUGAGCACCCUGUCAGAUGAUCUGCUGACUCAGCCCAUCAAUGUGGCAGCAUGGUCUCCAUGUGGAAACUUCCUUGCUGCUGCCAGCAUUGGGGGUUUCAUAACAGUAUGGGACAUUGAAAGCAAACUGUGUGUUGAGCGGCAGAAGCACGAGAAGGGCUUCACGGUGUGCGAUUUAGCCUGGCACCCAUCCGGCAAACAUAUUGCUUACACAGACAAUGAGGGCUGUCUGGGCCUGCUGGAGGGUUUCAGUGCAUCUGGGUCUAAAACCAUCUCUUCUAAGGCGACUGGAGAAAAAGGAGAGAAAGGCUACGAAGAUCUAUUUGAUGAAGAUGAUGACCGGGUCAUGGAUGAAGGAUUGAGUGAUGCUAACUCCCCUGCGAAGAAAACAUUCAGUGCGGUCAAUGAAGAUGAGGAGGACGAUGAUGACGAUUUUGUCAUACCUGCAACAGGGCGGGUAAAGAACAGAGGAGGAGCCAUACUGGAUGAUGAAAAUUCACUUGAUUCAGGCUCGUUAAGGCCAGCUAAAUUUGGAGAUGACGAUGAUGCUGACAGUGCCAUGAUGACUGCAGCGCCUCUGCCUGCGGCCUUGCGCCCGGUCUAUGAAGGGCCGCAACCAACGCCACCCCAAAAAGCUUUUCAACCAGGCUCCACUCCUAUCCACCUCACUCACCGCUUUAUGAUGUGGAACUCUGUAGGGACAGUGCGAGGCUACAAUGACGAGCAGGACAAUGCCAUCGAUGUGGAGUUUCACGACACGGCUGUGCACCACACCAUGCACUUCACUAACACGCUGGGCCACACAAUGGCUGAUGUUUCCCAGGAGGCAGUGCUCCUCGCCUGCCCCAGCUCAGAUGAGCUAGCAAGUAAAAUACACUGUCUUCACUUCUCAUCAUGGGACACCAACAAGGAGUGGAUGCUUGACUUGCCCAAAGGGGAGGACGCAAAGGCAUUGUGUCUUGGUCAAGGCUGGGCGGCAGUCGCCACAAACGCACUCAUGGUCAGGCUAUUCUCCAUCGGAGGAGUUCAGAGAGAAAUCUUCAGUCUACCGGGAGCUGUCGUUUGCAUGGCAGGACAUGGAGAGCACUUGCUCAUUGUAUACCACAGAGGGACCGGUUUCGACGGGGAGCAGGCACUAGCCGUGCAGCUCCUGCAGUUUGGUCGGAAACAAAGGCAAAUCAUCAAUGGGGAACCUCUCCCGAUCUCUCACAAAUCUUAUCUAUGCUGGCUUGGAUUUACCGCUGAGGGUACCCCAUGUUACGUGGAUUCUGAUGGGGUGGUACGAAUGCUGAACCGCUCCCUGGGCUUGACUUGGACACCAGUGUGCAACACGAGAGAGACGUGCAAAAGCAAAUCAGACCACUACUGGGUAGUUGGUGUGCAUGAGAACCCUCAGCAACUCAGGUGCAUACCUUGUAAAGGCUCGAGAUAUCCCCCUACCCUGCCCAGACCGGCUGUGGCCAUCUUGCCUUUCAGGUUGCCUCUAUGUCAAACAACCACUGAGAAAGGACAGAUGGAGGAACAGUUCUGGCGUUCCAUGCUCUUCCACAACCACUACAGCUUCCUGUCCUCCAGCGGCUAUGAAGUCGAUGAGGUUGGACAGAGUCAGUCACAGAAAGAGCAGCAGGAGCUGCUGAUGAAGAUGUUUGCAUUGUCAUGUAAGUUGGAAAGAGAGUUUCGUUGCGUUGAGUUGGCGGAACUCAUGACUCAAAACGUGGUGACGCUGGCCAUUCGAUACGCGUCGAGAUCCAGACGCGUGGCACUCGCACAACGGCUCAGUCAGGUUGCUCUGGAAAAAGCCAGCCAAAUUCAGGAGGAGCAGGAGGAGCAGGAGGAGACGGAAUACUCCGACAUCAGGCGGACUCCAUCGAGUCAUGACAGUUAUGACCAGAUUGAGGUCAAAGAAAAGCAUCACCGCAGAGAAACACUGGAGGAUGAGCGGAGCCAAGACCUUGAGGAGCAAGAGGACCCACAGACAAUAGAACCUGAAGAUGGAGCCAAAGCCCCAAAGUGUCUAAACCCAUUUGCCAAAGUUCCAGGAUCACCUUCAAAGCAAAUAGCCCCUCUCGGUGAGCAAGCUAGCAGCGUUGGGCGCUCAAACCCUUUCAAGUUUCUUGGUUCUGGGAAAUCCUCUCCUGUGUCUUGUAAUUCUCGUAUGACAAACAUCCUGGACAACAUGACGUCCAGCAGGAAGUCGGCUCCGCUAACUGCAUCUGCAGGGAAGUCGAACAAAAGCCCGGUCCUCAAACCACUCCCCACUCGAGGAAAGACAAAGGCUCAGUCCACUCUCCUGCAGAUGAGUGUAAAGACAGUCAAUAAGAAGACCGAGGAGAGCAUGGAGACCAGAGAUAAUCAACAGAAGCAUGCAGAUCUCCCAACUUCUCCCUCACCAGUCCACAAUGCUGAAACGAAGAGACCAAAAACAGGCUUCCAGUUGUGGUUGGAAGAGAACAGGAAGAACAUCAUAGCAGACCACCCUGACCUGGAAGAAAUGGACAUCAUCAAGGAGGCUAUGGGAAUCUUCAGGAAUCUUUCAGCAGAGGAGCGACUGGCAUUGACUGAGCGAGCAAAAGGCCCGGCUGAUGACGUGAUGGACCUGAAGAAAAGAAAACGAAGUGAACCAGGCGGCAGUGUAGAAAAUGAAAUUGGUCAGGCAGAAGCAAAGGAAAACAAUGCCAAGAAGAAGAAAGCAAUGGAUCCGUCUUCGAAGCUUUCAGCAUUUGCCUUUCACAAGAGCUAAAAUUUGACAGAUCUGUCUUAAUGUGAAACUUUGUAUUUAGUGUUCUUGUUCAGUAAGUUGUGUUCAUUUCUUAAGGCUCUAGUACACUUGUUGACUCGCACUUGGGAUUCCUGUUUUUGUAUUUACUCUGCCACAAAGUGCCAUCAAAAAUGUUUUAAUGCUUCCAUCGCGUGAUCCUGUUUACCAAAAGAAAACAUCAUAGUCCAAUAAAUUCUGGUGAAGUGAGCGCAGUAGCGACUGUAUUUAGUUCGGUGGAUGACAUUUGGAAUAUGGCUGCAAGAGACUGUUUUGUAAGGCUGGUGCUGUUACAUAUCCUUACAAGUUCUCAUAGAUCUCGGUGAAAUGUACAAUUGGCUUUACCUUGAAAAAA
Messenger RNA from Syngnathus acus (greater pipefish), 3869 nucleotides. RefSeq names its product WD repeat and HMG-box DNA binding protein 1 (gene wdhd1). Gene Ontology annotation, cellular component: nuclear replication fork. Gene Ontology annotation, biological process: DNA-templated DNA replication; mitotic cell cycle; DNA repair. Gene Ontology annotation, molecular function: protein binding; chromatin binding. NCBI's taxonomy places the organism in Eukaryota, Metazoa, Chordata, Actinopteri, Syngnathiformes, Syngnathidae. The transcript is spliced from 26 exons. The record is from RefSeq and is a predicted model, not a curated record. Bases 101 to 3499 code for a protein of 1132 amino acids.